Messenger RNA from Salvia miltiorrhiza (redroot sage), 2298 nucleotides. RefSeq lists its product as uncharacterized. Gene Ontology annotation, molecular function: ubiquitin binding. The transcript is spliced from 9 exons. The coding region runs from base 376 to 2169 and encodes 597 amino acids. The record is from RefSeq and is a predicted model, not a curated record. NCBI's taxonomy places the organism in Eukaryota, Viridiplantae, Streptophyta, Magnoliopsida, Lamiales, Lamiaceae.
UCACGCGAAAUGACUAAAAUAUCCAAUUUCUUAGCGCCAUAACUUCUCCCUCAUGCCAAGUUGCCGACUCUAAAAUCAGCUUACCCAAUCCUCCUCUUCAUCAUGUUGUACCGUCAAGUUAAAACUAUGACUAUUAAGAUCGCAGUCAACUUAUACUAAAUGUACAAUCAUCUCAAGCCCAAAAUUGAAAUUGAUAAAAUAAAUCGAAAAACCAUUUUCAAUGAUGAUCACUACGUACAAGUUUCCAUCCUGUUUCGCCGUUUACCUUACAUAUAUGUGUGUGUAUAUACUGUAAAAGCAAACUCACAAUAUCGAACUCACUUUGCUCCGGCGAAGAAAUUGGGCGCAAUUUUAGUUGAUUUCUAGAAUUCGGUGAUGGGAUUCAAUAAAGUUUACAAGUCAUUGCAGGAAAUUUUCCCACAGAUUGAUGCUCGAGCUCUUAGAGCUGUAGCUAUUGAGCAUAGCAAGGAUGCUGAUGCAGCUGUUGAAGCUGUGCUUGUGGAGAUUAUACCUUUCUUUUCUGAACGGUCUAGACCAAGUACCCCUUCGACUGGGAGCAUUGCUGUUGGAGAACCAUCAGGAGGUGCUAUUGCCACAGUUCAAACUGCGGAUUGCACAUCUAUGAAUGGUGCAGCAGGCUCAACUAAUGCCCAAAACGGUUAUAUUGCGAAUGUUGGGUAUCAACAGUCCUUUAGAGAUGUUAAUGAUGGCCAUAUGGAAAACUUAUCUGAUACAAAUGUUGGACAUCGUGAAGGAGAGGGCGUUCUGGCUGAAUUGACAUUGUCUGGAAGCAUACAUGAUAACAACAUUCAAUUGAAGACUGAUAUUUUCUCUCAUGAUGAAGUUGUUCAUUUGACUAAUAAGGAUGGGGCAAAUGCUCUUCAAAUCGAAGCGUCAGUAGAACCCAAAACAGAUAACACAACUUCAGAUAGCAGCAUCAAACUUGCAUCUGAUGAUGCAUGUCAUACAGUGGGAACCUCGCAAGGAAAGGAUGCGGGAAGCAUUCAAGAUGUGAAUAUCUUAGGAGAUGGGUCAAACUCGAGGUGCUUGGAGACUGAGUUCGAUAAACCUACCAAUAACGAAUGUGAUCAGGGAAAGCCUUAUGGAGAUGACAAGAUUUGUGCGAUUGGACCUGUUUCAUUUAUUGUUCAUGAUCUAACAGUAAGCCUUCCAGAAAAGCCUGGAAAUAAUUCUGAGGUAUUAGAUGUGAAGUUGCCUUGUAAUAGUGAUACCAAGAUGGAAUCUGCUAGCAACAUUGUAGACUCUGAUUAUGAGUCUACCUUGAAUGGCUCCAUGUCUCAAUCUAGCCAAAUCCAUAUGAUUGAUGCUCUUGCAAAUAUUAUAGCUGAUGCAAGAAAUAAUAAGAAAAUGUUGUUCUCAGCAAUGGACUCUGCUAUAAGUUUGAUGAGGGAAGUUGAGCUUAAAGAGAAAGCUGCAGAACAAGCCAAAGUGGAAGCUGCUAUGGGCAGAACAGAUAUACUGAUUAAAUCUGAAGAGCUCAAACAAAUGGUGAAACUGGCAGAGGAAACAAAUUCAAUGCAUGCUGGGGAAGUGUAUGGCGAGAAGGCCAUCCUAGCAACUGAGUUGAGAGAGCUUCAGUCUCGGGCACUCUCAUUGUCAGUUGAAAGAGACAAAUAUCUUGCUGUUCUUGAUGAGAUGCAACAAACCUUGGAGGUGCGAUUAACUGAGGCUCAGAAUGUAAUAAAAUCUGCCGAGCUAGAAAAAACAGAAAAGGAAAAUGCUGCAAUGAAAGCCCUUACUGAGCAAGAAUUGAUUAUGGAGAAAGUGUUGCAAGAGUCAAAGAUCCUAAACCAACAGGCAGAAAAUAAUGCCAAGUUGCGGGAAUUUCUUGUGGACCGUGGCCGUGCCGUAGAUACGUUGCAAGGAGAAAUAUCUGUUAUAUGUCAUGAUGUUCGGAUGCUAAAGGAAACGUUGGAUGAGCAUAUUCCAUUUAGCAAGUCGCUCUCAUCGAGCCAGACGAGUUGCAUCUUAGCUUCGUCUGCUUCAUCUUCAAAAAGUUCGACUCCGGAGCAGAUGGAAGGAGCUGAUCCACUGGACAAGAAAGGUACGACUUCUGAAAGCACAUCUCAAGAUGAAGCUGCUGGGAAUGAUCACAAGGCACUUUCAGACGACGAGUGGGAAAUGUUUGAUCCUGAUAUGCUUUCUUGAGUUUGCAUAUCUUCUUGUUAAUUAGCUUUUAAGAUUAUGUGGAACCUUAAACGCCGGGAAAUUAGGCGAUUGUGCCUACACUUUGUUCGUAUAUAAUAUAUGAUGAUAAAACGAAAAUGUUAUGUCAAA